This is a messenger RNA of Bipolaris oryzae ATCC 44560, 804 nucleotides long. RefSeq lists its product as uncharacterized. The transcript has a single exon. The record is from RefSeq and is a predicted model, not a curated record. The annotation marks the transcript as partial. NCBI's taxonomy places the organism in Eukaryota, Fungi, Ascomycota, Dothideomycetes, Pleosporales, Pleosporaceae.
CUCCUCACCCUCGUCUCCCCACCUCCCACCCACCAACCCUCCGGCUCCGGAAAAACCUCCCUCAUAACCCACAUAAUCGCAACCGCCCUCUCCACCCCCACCCCUUCCUCCGCCAUCAUCCUCAUCGAUCCAUUGCAGCACUUCAGCAUCCCCCUCUUAACCGCCACCCUCCUCCGCCUCUUCACUUCCACCUCCUCCCCACCACCCCCACCUUCCACCCUAAAAACCCUAGUAAAAAACGCGUUGCACCAUUUACACAUCCUACACCCGCCCACCUUCCCCUCCUUAAUCUCAACCCUGCGCUCGUUACCUACCUACCUCUUCUCCCCCUCCCUACACCACAGCACGCACAGACGAAUCCACUCCCUCAUCCUCGACGACACCGACGCUUUUCUCCCCAGCAUCCCACCAUCAACAACAUCCGCGUCCGCAUCAGCGACACUAUGCUUCCAUCUCACAAAUCUUGCAAAGUCACUUGAUUGCGCACUGAUAACGAGUACGCGGUCAACGAGUCCAAAGUACUUCCGUCCCGCGCUGCCGACGUCCUGGCCCAGAGAAGGGUGUGAAGUGCGGAUUGCGCUGCGCAAGGUUGAGGCGAAGAAAGUCGGGGCGGGAAUGAGUGUUGAGGAAGCGGAAGCUGAGAGGGACAAGGAAGAGAGGGGGAAUGGAUGGUGUGAAGGGUGGAGGGUUGGGGGUAGGGAUCAUGAAGGAGGAGGAGGAGGAGGAGGAGGAGGAGGAAGAGGUAAGGGGUUAGUGAUUAAGAUUGAUAAGCAAAAAGGAGUUGAGAUAGGUGAGAAGAAAUAA